AUGUAUGUCGUCUGUCAGAAACAGGGAUGCAGGAUCGAACUGACAGCCCCUCGCUCUCUUCCAGGUUCCGAGUGCGCACCUAUGACCGCUGCAACUGGAUAUGUUAGGGUGGGUAUUGUAUUGAGCGACCGGGCGGAAGCGUCUCUGAUGGAUUGGAUACUCCUUGAUAGUCGCCUCUGCGGUGUGGGCGCCCUGGCAGUAUCCCAGCCCUCGUAA
Messenger RNA from Opisthorchis viverrini, 216 nucleotides. RefSeq lists its product as hypothetical. Lineage: Eukaryota; Metazoa; Platyhelminthes; Trematoda; Opisthorchiida; Opisthorchiidae. The record is from RefSeq and is a predicted model, not a curated record. The transcript is spliced from 2 exons. The coding region runs from base 1 to 216 and encodes 71 amino acids.